Molecule: messenger RNA, 567 nt
Organism: Macrosiphum euphorbiae (potato aphid)
Lineage: Eukaryota; Metazoa; Arthropoda; Insecta; Hemiptera; Aphididae
Source: the annotation of a GenBank genome assembly
AUGGCCUGUUACCCUCAGGACGGAGAAGAAACGUUUCUGAUGCCGCUGAAGAAGAGGAAACAUCUGCCGUGUCCCGGCGAUGGUCAGUCGCUGCGUGGAAAACGGUGCGAAACGGGCCCGGACAAGUGCGGCCCGCCCAAGCCCCGCAGUCGUAGCGCAUGUGCGAAAGAAGUCGACGAGCAGGUGACCUGCCCCGAACCAUGCUUCGAGGACUCGGUAGAGUGGCAGUCGACCAAGUGUGCGGCGGCGGGCCUGUUCCGGGCGCUGGGCCAGCACUAUGACGAACCUUGGUUCCCGACCGUGGUCAACGAGUGGUCAGCGCUGUACUACCAGUGCAACCACGCAGCCGAUUACUGGUGUGCCCGGGACAAGUGGCUGUGCGGUGACGAGGAGGUCCGGCUGGCAGUGUGGUCCGAGGUGCUCAGGCAUCGAGAACAGCACGAAAGGCAGCUGGAUCAGCUGAACCGGAACGUAUUGAGUGACACCGGAAAGUGCAACCCAAACGCUGACCUGAUGGACGUGCACGACGGAUGCAACGCUGAGGUACAAUUCGGUAUCAGCGCUUGA